Messenger RNA from Syzygium oleosum, 716 nucleotides. RefSeq names its product 40S ribosomal protein S11. Lineage: Eukaryota; Viridiplantae; Streptophyta; Magnoliopsida; Myrtales; Myrtaceae. The record is from RefSeq and is a predicted model, not a curated record. The transcript has 6 exons. Gene Ontology annotation, molecular function: structural constituent of ribosome. Gene Ontology annotation, biological process: translation. Gene Ontology annotation, cellular component: ribosome; cytosolic small ribosomal subunit. The coding region runs from base 83 to 565 and encodes 160 amino acids.
CCCCCCAGUUGAAUUAGGGUUUCGGCUGCAUCGACCUCGCCGUCGCCGCUUCCUUCCUCCGCCUGCUCGAUCUCCCCCGAAAAUGGAUGCACAGACGGAGAAGGCGUUUCUGAAGCAGCCGAAGGUGUUCCUCUGCUCAAAGAAGUCGGGCAAGGGUAAGAGGCCCGGAAAGGGCGGGAACCGUUAUUGGAAGAGCGUUGGGUUGGGAUUCAAGACACCUAGAGAGGCAGUUGAAGGUACCUAUAUCGACAAGAAAUGCCCAUUCACUGGGAAUGUUUCCAUAAGGGGCCGUAUACUUGCUGGUACUUGCCACAGUGCCAAGAUGAUGAGGACAAUAAUUGUCCGCAGAAAUUACCUUCAUUUUGUUAAGAAGUAUCAGAGAUAUGAGAAGAGGCACUCAAACAUUCCAGCUCACAUAUCUCCAUGUUUCCGUGUGAAGGAGGGCGAUCACGUCACGAUUGGCCAGUGCAGGCCCUUGUCAAAGACUGUGAGGUUUAAUGUGCUAAAGGUUAUUCCAGCUGGAUCAUCAGGCGGUGGCGGGAAGAAGGCCUUCACUGGAAUGUAAUUGAGUCAGUUUUUACAUUUUGGUUUUACAUGUUGAGAGAAGAUACUAGAUUUACUCUACUUGGAUUUACUGUGGUUCAAUCUUUAGUUGAGUAUCAAAUUUUUGUAUGACCUUUCUACCUCUAACUUUUUUAUUGUUGAAUUUUCUUUUA